This is a messenger RNA of Sander lucioperca (pikeperch), 2509 nucleotides long. RefSeq names its product phosphatidylinositol-3-phosphatase SAC1-B. NCBI's taxonomy places the organism in Eukaryota, Metazoa, Chordata, Actinopteri, Perciformes, Percidae. The record is from RefSeq and is a predicted model, not a curated record. The transcript is spliced from 20 exons. The coding region runs from base 89 to 1849 and encodes 586 amino acids. Gene Ontology annotation, biological process: phosphatidylinositol dephosphorylation. Gene Ontology annotation, cellular component: endoplasmic reticulum. Gene Ontology annotation, molecular function: phosphatidylinositol-4-phosphate phosphatase activity.
UCUAGCGUCCCUUCUCUCAGCGGAUGGCGGAAGUAGCCCGCCGGUGUAUCGCUGUCUGACACGUCACUGAGGUCAAACGGGAGGAAAGAUGGCGAGCACCUAUCAGAGUUUCAACCUGCGCACCACACCAGAGAAGUUCUACAUCGAGGCUUGUGAUGAUGGCUCUGAGGACGUCCUGGCCAUCGACAGGGUUUCCACAGAGAUGACUCUCACAGCGAAGAGGGACGUCCCUGCAUCUGCUGACAGCCGGCCAAUAUGUGGACUGAUGGGGACCAUCCGUCUGGUGGCAGGCAUGUACGUGGUCGUCAUCACUAAGAAGAAGAAGGUGGGAGAUUUGCUGGGCCAUGCGGUGUGGAAGGCUCUGGACUUUGACAUCAUCUCCUAUAAGAAGACAAUCCUACAUCUGACAGACAACCAGAUGCAAGACAACAAGACCUUCCUGUCCAUGAUCAACAAUGUGCUUCAUACAGACGGCUUCUACUUUGCAACAGACUACGACCUGACCCACACCCUGCAGCGCCUGGCCAACACCAGCCCCGAGUUUCAGGAGAUGAGCCUCCUGGAGAGGGCAGAUCAGCGUUUCGUCUGGAAUGGCCACCUGUUGAGGGAAUUCAUUGCACAGCCGGAGUUACACAGGUUUGUGUUUCCUGUUGUCCAUGGCUUCAUCACCAUGAAGUCCAGCUGCAUCAACGGAAAGGUGUUUGAGUGGAGUAUUAUCUCCAGGAGGAGCUGUUUCAGAGCCGGCGUCCGCUACUAUGUCCGAGGCAUUGAUUCAGAAGGCCAUCCUGCUAACUACGUGGAAACGGAGCAGAUCGUGCAGUUCAACAGUGCCAAGGCUUCCUUUGUUCAGACUCGAGGCUCCAUCCCCUUCUACUGGUCCCAAAGGCCCAAUCUCAAGUACAAGCCCAAACCUCAGAUCAACAAAACCGUGAACCAUCUGGACGGGUUCCAGAGACACUUUGACUCGCAGAUUAUUCUCUAUGGAAGACAAGUCAUUUUGAACUUGAUCAACCAGAAGGGCUCUGAGAAGCCACUGGAGCUGGCUUUUGACAAGAUGGUGACCAACCUGGGUAAUGGCAUGAUCAAGUACAUAGCCUUUGACUUCCAUAAGGAGUGCAGUCGGAUGAGGUGGCACCGGCUGCAGAUCUUACUGGACAUGGUCGCUGAAAUGCAGGAUGAGUUUGGAUACUUCCUGGUGGAUGCGGAUGGGAAGGUGCUGCUGAACCAGGAGGGGGUGUUCCGUAGCAACUGCAUGGACUGCCUGGACCGGACCAACGUCAUCCAGAGCAUGCUGGCCCAGCGCUCGCUGCAGUCCCAGCUACGGAGAAUGGGAGUCCUCCACACGGGCCAGCAGAUUGAGGAGCAGUCCGACUUUGUGAAGAUGUACAAGAACGCCUGGGCAGACAACGCUGACGCCUGCGCCAAGCAGUAUGCUGGCACUGGGGCCUUGAAGACGGACUUCACCAGGACGGGGAAGAGGACUCAGUGGGGGCUGCUGAUGGACGGCUGGAACUCCAUGAUCCGAUAUUACAAGAACAACUUCUCUGAUGGCUUCAGACAGGACUCCAUCGAUCUGUUCCUGGGCAACUACGCUGUGGAUGAAGCUGUUUGGACCACCCCACUGCAUGAUCCCAAAGACUGGAAGUUUCUGACAUUGCCUAUCGUCAUGGUGGUAGCAUUCUCCAUGUGCAUCAUCUGCCUGCUCAUGGCUGGUGACACAUGGACUGAGACGCUGGCCUACGUUCUGUUCUGGGGAUCAGCCAGCGUGGUGACAGGCGGACUCAUCCUCUUCAACGGACUGGACUUUGUGGAUGCUCCGCGGCUGGUGCAGAAGGAGAAGCUGGACUGAAUGUGUGUGUGUGGAAAGCAGCUCGGCCCCGGCGAGCUCACCGCCUCAUCCUCUGGCUCUUCAUCACUCUCCCCCCGGCAGCAGCAGCAGCGGCGGCAGGGGGGGGCCUGGAGCCUUUACUAGCACAGGGUGGAGUGGAGGGGGGGGGAGCAGGGCCGGCCUCGUGCACCACGGCGGUGGAAAGACAGAGACUGGGAGUGCACGGGCCUGCUGCUGUCCACACUGCAGCUUCUGGCAUGUGGACAGGACUGUCUGUCCACUGGACCUCUGGAGUUUGUUCUCACUGGAUGUGAUGCUUCCUGAUGUCAGAGGAACGCUGUUUGUCCCGCUGCAUCGGGAUCCCAUUCACAACAUCUGCUGUGAUGUCACAGCACAGCUGUGUGUUCAUUACUGUAUGUACCGUUAAUUUGCCUUUUGUCUUUUAUCUUUUUUGCUGAUUCAUGUUCAUACCUGUCCAGCUGCUCUGUCCCGGGGGAAACGCUGCCUGAGACACAGCAGUGACGGCCAAUCAGGUGGUCCGUACAUCACACAGCCAGCGUGUCAUUGGCAUCUCAAUGUCCUAAAAGUCUGAACUAGAGCUGCAACUAGCCAUUAUUUUCAUAGUCGAUUAGUUGUUUGGUCUCUAAAAUGUCAGAAAAUGGUGAAAAAUGUGGAUCAGUG